Messenger RNA from Haliotis rufescens (red abalone), 1458 nucleotides. RefSeq lists its product as uncharacterized. The record is from RefSeq and is a predicted model, not a curated record. The transcript is spliced from 3 exons. The coding region runs from base 90 to 1067 and encodes 325 amino acids. Gene Ontology annotation, cellular component: membrane. Gene Ontology annotation, molecular function: starch binding. NCBI's taxonomy places the organism in Eukaryota, Metazoa, Mollusca, Gastropoda, Lepetellida, Haliotidae.
GUCACGUGACGUUAUUGUUGUCUAUCUGCCUAGAUACACAGCCGCAUUCAACUGACUGUCGCUAUUUUGUCAGUGUGUAUUUCCCCGAGAUGCCAGGCCUGACUGUACAGGUCGUGUUUCAGGUCUACGGCCUGCCCCCUGGUGUGAAGGCCGCGAUGAGAGCGGAUAGCCGGGUUAAACUCGGAGUCCUGGGUUCGAUCCCCGACCUUGGCUCUUGGAACAUCCCUCAGACGCUGACUGCCGGGCCGUCGGAGACAGAGCAGGACGUGUGGAAGGUGACGAGUUAUCUGCCCAUAUCGGCCACGUUCACGUGGUCGUGGCUGGUGACAACGCAUGAUUCACAGGUUUUGUACUGGGACCCUGCUAGAAACAGACAGACAAGUCUGAACUUCUUCGGCGGCACUAUGCAGGUCCGAUGGGGUCUUAAACACUCUCAGUUCAUCUCCCGCACAUGCCGAGCAGACAUUCGCACUCGAUACCAGUGUCAGCCAGGAGAGGUGUUGGCUGUGGCGGGUUCUGAGGCCUGUCUCGGGUCCUGGGAGCCAGAGAACGCCAUCCGCGCCAGAGAGAACCCGUAUAAGUCCGGGUGCUGGAUUGCUCACACUGUUCUGGACUGUUCUGUCAACUACCUCUGGAAGUGGGUGGUUCUGGACGCUGAGACUGGAGCCGUCAGACGCUGGGAGGAGCGCUGGAACCGUCAUCUGAAGACCAACUGUGAGCGUCUUGUGAUAGAAGCCAGAUGGAACAGCGAGUCCCUCAUCCAACACCGUGUCCCUGUGUCCAUGUACAGAAACGUCGACAUGACCAAAGUGAACAUCGCCAACUACAGCCAGAUGACGUGCAAUGCGCCUCAGGAUGUAGCAACCAAAUGGAUCGCAAAUGCUACUGUCGAAGACAAGUAUUUUGCAGUUACCGAGAGAGAAGAAGCAGCCAUGGCCAUCCCGCCUCCAGCAUCACCUUCCCACGAAACAAAGUGGCGCUCACUGUUCAGCCAACUUCCGGCACUGGUGCCCUUCUUGGGGUUUGUGAUGAUCGGGGUCACUGAGUGGGCUGCAAGCCUGAUGUAAAGCGUGUGGGGUCAGGGUGAGGGAUGCAGGGUGAGAUGGCGCGCCGGCGUAACGGCGGUGAAUAUGAUCAUGCGUGCACCCUGCAAGGCAGCAAGUGAAGAUGGGACAGUGAGUGAGUGGGUUAAAAUUAACUUCGCAUCGGCAUUUCUUCAGCCAUGUAGCGACGAAGUUUGUACAAAAUCUCAAGAGGGGACAGGCGGAAUAACUUCCUUAUUGGUCUCUUACGCUCGUAUACACAUGUCAUCGCUGCACUGAUUGUAUUUGCUGAUCAUUGCAAAAUGGAAUAAACGAUAAAAAUAUACGAAAACGGUAACAGGAAAAACAAUAAAAACGAUAAAAUCCAAAAUUGAUAAAAAUAGGCCUUCGAUUUAAGGAUACUAAUAACAUAUUU